ACUCUGUCGCUGAACUUCAUGUAAGAAGAUAAUGACCAAGAUGAGGAGCAAAGACCUGCUGACGACAUAUUGUAAUUUGGGGGAAUGAUUUGAAAAGAAAUGCUUUUACUCACCUCAUACCAAAAAUAGUGGAUUAAAUGACUAACCACCAGAUGUAGAGCCUUGGAGCCAAGUUUGGUUUGCCCAGCCCUAGUAACUGCUAGGCUUAUGUAUAUAUGAUAAGGGCAGUUGGAAGAUUAAGAACAACUUAUGAAGUAACUGGAUGAGGAGAAGGAAAAAAAAAAAGAUUUUUUAAAACGGAUAUGUGUAAAUUGGAGAAAGAUUGCCUGAAGUGGAAUCACCGUGGCUGUGAGUAGCAACGUCCAAAGAAAAUUGAGCUGUCCUGGUUUCAGUUGUGCACGUAUGAAUGCAGGCAGCCGCCUUUCCGAUGUGUAAUUUCUUGCACUGAUGAAGAAAAACUGCUGAAGUCAUGAGGCUGCUCCAAGCAGAGCCCUCAUGUGAGUCAUAUGAACGCUCCAGCAUUGCUGACCUCUGGCAAAAAGGGAGUGAACAAGGACGGGAGAUGCAGAGGGAGAGAGGUUCAAGUGCCGGGUUUUCUCCUUGAACCUAGAAGAUUAUGGGUCAAGAGCUGUGUGCAAAGACUCUGCAGCCUGGAUGCAGCUGCCAUGGCUGUUGGGAGGGAGACGAUGCACACAGCCGUCAGAGGAGUGCUCCGGUGAUGAUGGAGGCUGCGAUCAAGCUAACAGACCUAAAAGAAGCAUCAUGUUCCAUGACUUCAUUUCACCCCAGGGGACUUCAGGCUGUCCGUGCCCGGAAGUUCAAGAGUAAAAGGCCACCGAGUAACAGCGAUUCUUUUCAGGAAGAGGAUCUGAGUCAGGGCUUUCAGUGGAGGAAGAGCCUCCGCUUUGGGGCAGCCUCAUCUUACUUGAACUUGGAGAAGCUGGGUGAAGGUUCUUACGCUACAGUUUACAAGGGGAUUAGCCGGAUAAAUGGACAACUAGUGGCUUUAAAAAUCAUCAGCAUGAAUGCAGAGGAAGGAGUCCCAUUUACAGCCAUCCGGGAAGCUUCUCUCCUGAAGGGUUUGAAACAUGCCAAUAUUGUGCUGCUCCAUGACAUUAUCCACACCAAAGAGACACUGACAUUCGUUUUUGAAUACAUGCACACAGACCUGGCUCAGUAUAUGUCUCAGCAUCCAGGAGGGCUUCAUCCUCACAAUGUCAGGCUUUUCAUGUUUCAACUUUUGCGGGGCCUGGCGUAUAUCCACCACCAACACGUUCUCCACAGGGACCUGAAACCUCAGAACUUACUCAUCAGUCACCUGGGAGAGCUCAAACUGGCUGAUUUUGGUCUUGCUCGGGCCAAGUCCAUUCCCAGCCAGACAUACUCUUCAGAAGUUGUGACUCUCUGGUACCGCCCUCCUGAUGCUUUGCUGGGAGCCACUGAAUAUUCCUCUGAACUGGACAUAUGGGGUGCAGGCUGCAUCUUCAUUGAAAUGUUCCAGGGUCAACCCUUGUUUCCUGGGGUUUCCAACAUCCUUGAACAGCUGGAGAAGAUCUGGGAGGUGCUGGGAGUCCCUACGGAGGAUAACUGGCCUGGAGUUUCCAAGCUACCUAACUACAAUCCAGAAUGGUUCCCACUGCUUAAGCCUCAGAGCCUUCAGAAUGUCUGCAACCGGUUAGGCAGGGCUCCGGAAGCUGAAGACCUGGCCUCCCAAAUGCUGAAAGGCUUUCCAAGAGACCGUGUCUCCGCCCAGGAAGCACUGGUUCACAAUUAUUUCAGGGCCCUGCCUGCUCAGCUGCACCAACUUCCUGAGGUGGAGUCUUUAUUUACAGUUUCAGGAGUGAGGCUAAAGCCAGAAAUGUGUGACCUUUUGGCCUCCUACCGGAAAGGUCACCACCUAGCCGGGUUUAGCAAAUGCUGGUGAAAAGAAAGGGCGGGAUCGCCAAGAUUUUCCAGGGCUACUGUAUUGCUGUUUCCAUUUUAAUUUGCUUCCACUUACUAAGAAGCUUCAAAUCUAACUCCACACUGGGCCAAGUGUUUUAUACCAUCACCUGUGAUGUGGAAUAUUUUAAAUAUGAUGUCCAA
Messenger RNA from Kogia breviceps (pygmy sperm whale), 2085 nucleotides. It is a transcript of the gene CDK15, whose product is annotated as cyclin dependent kinase 15. Gene Ontology annotation, cellular component: cytosol; cytoplasm; nucleus. Gene Ontology annotation, biological process: protein phosphorylation. NCBI's taxonomy places the organism in Eukaryota, Metazoa, Chordata, Mammalia, Artiodactyla, Physeteridae. The record is from RefSeq and is a predicted model, not a curated record. Gene Ontology annotation, molecular function: ATP binding; cyclin-dependent protein serine/threonine kinase activity; cyclin binding.